AUGCUGGAUCUCCGGAUUGACACUAUCAACUGCCGCGACCUCCGCUCCAGAACGAGGAUCGGGGAUGGACUCCCUGUUUCUGCUGAGCCAGGACUGACUCAUGACAUCCUUGUAUGCCGCACAACGGUCCGGCCAAAAGCCAAAGUGACUGGGAGGUGCAAGGGAGGCGGUUUGGAGUCGCCUCCAACAAAUAAGCUCCACAUGUCCACUCCGGGAGAGCGAAAGCUCUCCCAGAAACUCAUGGGACUAGAGGCUUGCAACCUACCCAUGAGUUUUAAAAUUUUUUACGCAAAACACAGUAAUAGAAAAGAGUCUCCUGAUUCCGGAGCAAAGCCUGGUACGGUAGCGCCAGGUAGGACGGAGUUGCAGGAGCCAUGUAGGCUACCAAAACGGAAAAGGACUAGGAUGGCGAUCUGUACUUAUAACGCACGUACGCUUGCAUCGGAAGCGGCCAUUGAAGAUCUGAUGAUGCAAGCCAAGAAGAUCAAGUACGACGUACUCGGACUGACCGAGGCGAGACGACUUCACCCUCUGAACGCCGUAUAUGAGACUGGAGAAGAACUGUUCUUAGGAACAUGCGACAGUAGAGGUGCUGGUGGAGUUGGCGUCCUCGUCAACACGAGUAUGGCAAAGAACAUCGACUCUUUUGAACAACUUACGACCCGAAUGGGACGUCUGCGGAUGAGAAUAUGUGGCCCAACACCAGCUUUGACUAUCUUCGUCGCUUACGCUCCAACAUCAAGCUACGAAGAAGAAGAAGUCGAAGCUUUCUAUAUGGACCUGGAGAAGUUCUACCGAGAAGACCAUGCCCUCUACAAGGUCAUAAUUGGCGAUUUCAACGCCAAGGUUGGCCCAAGAAGAACGCCGGAGGAACUUCACAUCGGAACCCACGGCCUACAAUGGAAUGACCAGGGGGAGAGGCUCUCCGAGUUCAUCAUGAUGACUAAGACCAUCCAUGGGAACUCGCAAUUCCAGAAGCCCUCCUUUCUACGCUGGACGUGGGAGUCACCCGGUGGAGGGUACCGUAAUGAAAUAGACCACAUCAUCGUCAAUAAAAGGUUAUGCCUGACGGACGUCGGUGUUGUACCAAAGUUCUAUACGGGAUCGGACCAUCGCCUCCUCCGAGGAAGAUUUUCCUUCACAAGGAGAGCACAGAAAGCCGCCAAGUGCAGAGAGAGAAAUCCCAGGACUACCAUCAACUGGGAUCUCUUCGCUACGCUAACCGGCUUUUGGGAAGAUUCCGCAAUGGGCAACUUCGACGAGGAAUAUGACCGGCUUGUUGAACACCUUCACGACUGCGCGAAGAAGGCUGAGAGUUUUGAAACCACCAAGAGAAGCAGGAAGAAAACGCGCGCACUACAGGAAGACCACCGACCCGAUGGUCAGAUUUCUUCACGAAGUCCUUCAAAGAAAAAUAUGAUGCUCUUCGUUCGACCAGUUCGAAGAUCAACGGGAGUCAAUGUGAUCAAGACAAACGCGUUGGCGAGUAGCCGGAAGGAAGAACCGCAUGUAUGCCAAUGUCACACUGUUUCGGAGUGA
Molecule: messenger RNA, 1539 nt
Organism: Necator americanus (New World hookworm)
Lineage: Eukaryota; Metazoa; Nematoda; Chromadorea; Rhabditida; Ancylostomatidae
Exons: 4
Coding region: 1-1539 (512 amino acids)
Molecular function (GO): catalytic activity
Source: RefSeq, a predicted model, not a curated record